Molecule: messenger RNA, 306 nt
Organism: Protopolystoma xenopodis
Lineage: Eukaryota; Metazoa; Platyhelminthes; Monogenea; Polystomatidea; Polystomatidae
Source: the annotation of a GenBank genome assembly
AUGACAAGCUGUGACAUAUCUCCUCGAGCCACAUCGACUCGCAUAGUCGGCACCAUCUGGUGGUUCUUCAUUCUCAUAAUGGUCUCUUCUUACACAGCGAAUCUGGCCGCCUUUCUCACCAUCGAGCGCUUGCAAACAGAGAUUGAAUCUAUUGACGACCUAGCGAGACAGACGAAAAUCAAAUAUGGUACCCUCAAAGGAGGCUCAACCCAUGCCUUUUUUAAAGUGAGUCCUAUAUACCUACCAGAUUACUGGGACAGGAAGAGAUGCCUUAAUCCGGAAUAUGCUCGGGUCAAUAUGACGUAA